AUGGUCGGGGCAACUGAGACGCCUGGGCCGGAGAUGAAGCCUGCGGAUAUCCUCAAUGGAGAUAUACCAUUACCUGCUGGUCAGGUAGAGGCUUCAUUGGACCCAGAAUCAGACGAAGAUGUCCCCGUUGAUGCGGAAGAGCUAAAAGAGGCACUCGGCCGACCACCUCCGGUGAACAGCAGCUACCUUCCCCUGCCAUGGAAAGGUCGAUUAGGAUAUGCUUGUCUAAAUACGUACCUUCGCUAUUCAACACCGUCCGUAUUCUGUUCUCGAACAUGUCGAAUCGCCUCUAUAAUCGAAAAUCGACACCCGCUCCAAGAUCCCGACCAGCCCACACACCCGACCAAAAAUCGCCCAGAUCGCGAUCAGCCAGCCGAUGUUGCACGCGGACAAGCUUUCGUUGAGGGGCUAGGCCUGGCGAAUGCACGCGAUUUGGUCAAAAUCAUCCGUUGGAACGACAAGUAUGGCAUUAAGUUCAUGCGACUCAGCAGUGAGAUGUUCCCAUUUGCCAGUCAUAAGGAAUAUGGUUAUAAGCUGGCGCCAUUCGCCUCGGAGGUGCUGGCAGAAGUAGGACGUGUGGUUGGAGAACUUGGACACCGGGUUUCGGUUCACCCUGGCCAAUUUACUCAAUUUGGAUCACCGAGAAAAGAAGUCAUCGAGAAUUCCGUUCGCGAUCUCGAGUAUCACUCGGAAAUGCUCCGGCUACUCAAACUUCCUCCACAGCAGGACCGCGAUGCAGUCAUGAUCCUUCAUAUGGGUGGAGUGUUUGGUGAUAAGGCUGCUACACUGGAUCGGUUCCGAGAGAACUACGCUAUGUUGUCGCAAGACAUCAAGAAUCGAUUAGUUCUGGAGAAUGACGACGUGAGCUGGUCCGUUCACGAUCUACUGCCUAUUUGCGAGGAGCUCAAUAUCCCUCUUGUCCUCGACUACCACCACCAUAAUAUCAUUUUUGACGCCAAUGAGCUCCGAGAGGGAACCGAGGAUAUCAUACCCCUCUAUGAGCGUAUAUCAGCAACAUGGUCUCGGAAGAAUAUCACUCAAAAGAUGCACUAUUCCGAACAAACUACACCCGCCAUCACUCGGCGCCAACGACGCAAACACAGUGCCCGCGUUACUACUUUACCUCCUUGUGCGCCUACCAUGGACCUGAUGAUUGAGGCCAAGGACAAAGAACAAGCCGUAUUUGAGUUGAUGAGAAACUUCAAACUCCCCGGCUACGAUCUUGUGAACGAAAUAAUACCCUUCAUACGCCUUGACGAAAACCAACCAUUCAAACCACCCAAAAAUUCCAAGAAGAACGGGGCAUUCGUGGACCUACAAGGCUCAAUACCACCGCCUCGCGCCAUCCCAGACGAAGAAGUCGGGAUGGGUGGGCCGGAUGGCAGGGUCUAUUGGCCUGAGGGCAUGGAAGAAUGGCUCCGACCGGCGAAGAAAAUCGUGAAGCCUAAGGCUGCACCAAGUCCUAAAAAAAGCGCCGCCAAAAAGGGUAAGAAUGAGUCUGUCACAGACGAUGCUCCCCUAGAUAUACCCGUCAAGAUAGAAACGCCAGUCAAAAAACCGGUCAGGGAGACGAAACGCACACCUCGGCCGAGCAGGUCUCGCAAACGCAGAGCUUCGUUGACUGAGUCUACCCCAGAGUCCGAAGAAACUGGGGAGGUUUCGGUGGAACUGGACAGUGCUCGUUCGAUACCUUCUCGAAGUUCACGUGCAAAGAAGGUGAACUACGCCGAGGACAGUGCAUAA
Molecule: messenger RNA, 1743 nt
Organism: Penicillium roqueforti
Lineage: Eukaryota; Fungi; Ascomycota; Eurotiomycetes; Eurotiales; Aspergillaceae
Product: UV-endonuclease UVE-1
Exons: 2
Coding region: 1-1743 (580 amino acids)
Biological process (GO): mitochondrial DNA repair; nucleotide-excision repair; response to UV
Cellular component (GO): mitochondrion; nucleus
Molecular function (GO): endonuclease activity
Source: RefSeq, a predicted model, not a curated record